UAAUUAAGAGUGGUUUUCGGACAAACUGCCACAGCUAGCAAAGCUGCCAGCUACUGCGCCAAGGCCGUCGGGGAGCGCGGCGGCCGCCUCGCGCGACCGUCAGCGCGCGGGAACCCCAGUCGGUGUCCGUGCAGCGGGAAUGGUCCCGCAAGACCCGCCCCCGCAAGCCCCGCCCCAUCAGGUCGUGCUGCCUCCUCCCCCUACACAGACCUUAAAAACCAGAGAAGUGGGAUGGCGCAUUCUGACUCUCUGGGGUGACUGUGUGCAAACGGAAUACACCUCUGCAACUCAAGCUGUCCGAGCCGCGCGGGGGGCGUGAGGGCUGGGUAUUUAUUCCACUCGACCCCCAGUCUUAAUCCCCACGCUGUGAGAAAACCCCGACUUUGCCAAGGCCCCAAGGUGCAGCGCCGCUGGACAAAGGAGGCACUGUCCUCCGUUCCCAUCCCAAUCCAAGCACCCCUGCCUCUGACGACGCCUAGAGACUCCAGAGUGGGCGCUAAAGCUCCCAAAGCUGGUAGCAGGUGUCCAGGGCGGGCUCCGACUUCCUCGGGACACCGUGGUUGACGUUUUGCCCUGCACAAAGGCCCCAGCCGGCUUUCGGAGCCCGCAGUCCCGUGCCGCUGGAAACUGCGUCUCCUCGCAGCAUGGCCACCAACUUCAGCCCGGACGAUCCUCUGCCGCCGGGCCCGCUGUCGGCCCAGCAGACCACGCUCCUGCUGUUCCUCUCAGUGCUGGCCGCGGUGCAUGUGGGCCAGUGGUUGAGGCUGCGGCGGCGGCAGCCGGGGUCCGCGCCCCCCGGCCCCUUUGCGUGGCCGCUGAUCGGAAACGCCGCAGCUCUGGGCCCGGCGCCGCACCUCGCUUUCGCGCGUCUGGCGCGGCGCUACGGCGACGUCUUCCAGAUCCGCCUGGGCAGCUGCCGGGUGGUGGUGCUGAACGGCGAGCGCGCCAUCCGCCAGGCCCUGGUGCAGCAGAGCGCCGCCUUCGCGGACCGGCCUCCCUUCGCCUCUUUCCGCGUGGUGUCGGGCGGCCGCAGCCUGGCUUUCGGCCAGUAUUCCCAGCUCUGGAAGGUGCAGCGGCGCGCGGCGCACAGCACCAUGCGAGCCUUCUCCGCUCGCCAGCCGCACAGCCGCCGCGUCCUCGAGGGCCAUGUGCUGGGCGAGGCGCGCGAGUUGGUGGAGCUGCUGGUGCGCGGCAGCGCGGGGGGCGCCUUCCUGGACCCGCGGCCACUGACCGUGGUGGCCGUGGCCAACGUCAUGAGCGCCGUGUGCUUCGGCUGCCGUUUCAGCCACGACGACGCCGAGUUCCGCGAGCUGCUCAGCCACAACGAGGAGUUUGGGCGCACCGUGGGCGCGGGCAGCCUGGUGGACGUGCUGCCCUGGCUGCAGCGCUUCCCCAACCCUGUGCGCACGGCGUUCCGCGAAUUCGAGCAGCUCAACCGCAACUUCAGCAACUUUGUCCUGGACAAGUUCCUGAGGCACCGCGAAAGCCUACGGCCCGAGGCCGACCCCCGCGACCUGAUGGACGCCUUCAUCCUCUCGGCGGGAAAAAUGGUGGCAGACGGCUCGGGCGACGGCGGCGCGCGGCUGGACGUGGAGUACGUGCCGGCCACUGUCACUGACAUCUUUGGCGCCAGCCAGGAUACUCUCUCCACCGCGCUGCAGUGGCUGCUCAUCUUGUUCACCAGAUACCCUGCAGUGCAGGCUCAGGUACAGGCAGAAGUGGAUCAGGUCGUGGGGAGAGAGCGUCUACCCUGCUUGGACGACCAGCCCAAGCUGCCCUACGUCAUGGCCUUUUUUUAUGAAGCCAUGCGCUUCUCCAGCUUUGUGCCCGUUACCAUUCCUCAUUCCACUACUGCCAGUGCCUCUGUCUUGGGCUACCACAUUCCCAAGGACACAGUGGUUUUCGUUAACCAGUGGUCCGUGAACCAUGACCCAGUGAAGUGGCCUAACCCAGAUGACUUUGAUCCAGCCCGGUUCCUGGACAACAAUGGCCUCAUCAACAAGGACCUGGCCAGCAGCGUCAUGAUUUUUUCAGUGGGCAAACGGCGGUGCAUCGGGGAAGAGCUUUCCAAGGUGCAGCUGUUUCUCUUCAUCUCCAUCCUGGCCCAUCAGUGCAAUUUCAAGGCCAAUCCAGACGAGCCCUCGAAAAUGGAUUUUAAUUAUGGCCUGAGCAUUAAACCCAAGCCAUUUAAAGUCAACGUGACCCUCAGAGAGUCCAUGGAGCUCCUUGAUAGUGCUGUCCAAAAGUUCCAAGCUGGGGAAGACUGCCAGUAGGAAACUAGAAGCGAGCUGACAUGGUAGAAAUGGAGUAAAAUUUGGGGGAUGGGGAGUAACAUUUUCUAGCCCCUCUGUGCCACUUUCUCAAUUUGCCUUAGAGGUGAGCAUAAACCAACUGACCCACAGAUGAUGUGUUUCACACACAUGUGCUCAGAUGAGCACUGGGCUAGGCAGGAGCUCCAGGAAGAUUUUUUGAGGCAGCAUUAAAGGGCCCAAAGAAUUUUUAUAUAUAUCUCAAAUGUUGGUAAUAAUAAUUUCUCAAGGGAGCAUUCUUUGGAGUUAAAACACACAUGCAUGCACACACAAAACUAUCCAAUGAGGAAAUACUUCAGUAACCAUGCAUUCAUGGGUGGGAUCCAAGAUUGAUGUUCCUUGUACAGAAAUCUGUUCCAUGGAAAACUAUAUUAAGCAAAGUUUCAGAAUAUAUUGUCAAACAUGCAAAGGCAAAUAAUUUCAGUGUAAGACAUAUGAUUGAGGGUGAUAAGGAAAAAGGUAAGGACCAGACAUUCCCUUCUUACCUUUUCAAUAAAAUAGGCUCUAGUAUCUAUGGAGGGACUUAUCUUUUUGCCAAUUGGUAUGCUUUCUCUUACUUUUUUGCAUGAGUCAAAUGGUCAUUUUGCUCAAAAAGAAAUUAAUAGUAGAAGAUUUAGUGAUUAUAGUGGGUUUCAGUGAUUUACCAUGAAUUUUAAAGUGUAAGUUGCUAAACUGUAAAAAUUCCAAACUGAAGUCAUAUCUGUCUUUGUUGCCAAAGUACAGAAUUUCAAUUAUGAGCAAAAGAAGAAGAAAAAAAGAUUUAACAGCCCAGCUAAGCUUUAAAUUAUGUGACUGUAGUGCACUGAUUUCAUUAAGUCUUGUAGGUUAAAAAUAAAGUCACUAAAUAAUAAUCAAUAUGUAUACAUAUAUAAUUAUUCAUAAGCAGUAUGUAUUAGGUAUUGCAUUAAAUAGUAUUAAUUAUUUUAGUCAAGCAAAGUUUGGAAAAGUGUAUGCCUUUUAUAAUGUCAUAGCAAAUCAUAUAGUACAACCAAUUCAACUAAUUUUGGGCUCAAAUACAUGAAAUGAGCUUGAUUAAAUCAAUUAUAUACAUACAUAUUUUUGACAUGGAAACUAAGUAGAAGCAUACUGCUAUCAUCCAAAACAAACGAAAACUGAAAAAUCUCAAAAUUGGAUCUGUAAGAUGUGUUCCUUAUUACUUUGCAACACAUUUAUUAAAAUUAUAUUCAUAAUACAGAAUCUCCUUUUGAAAUUGAUCUGGUUAGUAUGUUAUGAUUUCAAGCUUUUGGCAUGCUUAAAUUUUAAUUGUAAAUUCUGAUAAUCGACUUCUAGUUGAAGUUACUGGGAAUCUGACCGUUAGCCUGUGGAAGGCAGGGAAAUUUAACCUGUGUCUGCCUGAUGAAAAACGAAAAAUUCAGUGACUUAUCUGGAUGUUCUCUUUAUUAGGUAUCAAGGGGGGAAAUUUCCUUUACAGGAGGCCUAGUUUCUCUUUCAAAUGGUUUUUAAAAAGUAACGUUGUGUUUUGGAAAGUCAGAAUCAGACGGUAGUCUUAGGAGUGUUUUGAGGAUUGCACUGUGUUCCUGUGGAGCUGAUCAGAUGGGUUGUGCCGUUUAGGAUGGUCAAGCCAGCGAGCAGUCACUUUGCUAACUGUGAAAUCGUAAAGCUCAAACAAAAUAUACAUUCAGUUUAUCUAAAUAAUCUGAAAACCUUACAAAAAUGCGAUGAAAGAUUGCAGAGGUACAAAGUGAAGUUGGAAGUUUUAACUUUCACAGCACAUAAACCUCCAAAGGAAGUGAGCUUACUGCUUGUUACAUUUUAUUAAAAUGAUUUUGGGAAUCUUUUCGUCAAAAUUAUAAAGGAAAGUACAUGAUGGUUGCAUCGGGGGGUGGUAGGAGAAAAGAGGGAAAAAUUAAAAGGAAGAAACAUGAUUAAGCAUUUCCCCCAUCAAUUACAAAUUCAUUAGUUUGAAGCAGGGACAUUUAGAAAAAAGAUGUUUCAUGUGCUAAUGUUAAAUCCCAAGUGGCCUUUCUUUUUGAAGAUCAGCAACACAGAAGAUCUAUUUUGUAAUCUGGGAUUUUUACAUUAAACAUUUCAUAUAAUUUUAAUUAUAAAGUCUCAUAGCUGCACCUCUCGAAUGUGGAAAACUGUUUGUACCAGUAUUUUUAAAGGCACUAAAGUCAACUAUAGAAAGCAGGCUUACCCAAUGCAUUUAAACUUUUUGGCACUGGCUAUUCCAAAACAUUACCUCCCUGUCCCCCAGUUGUGCUGAGACAGUGAUUUGGGGCUGCCCUAGCAUAUUUGCUUUGAGAGAUGUGUGGCAGCAAAAGUAAUCAUGUACCAAUCAGGACGCCUCAUUAAGUGAACCAGGUCCAGAUGUGCUAAAAUCUGUUUUUAUGCACAUAGGCUCAGUUCCUCUGGUGUUUUUGGCAAUUGGAAAGCUGUGCUUAUAUAGAGGAAAGUAAAGUGGGCACUUGGCAGUUACCUGGUUUAUUUAAUAUAUUUAUAAUCUAUUAAAGGAAAGAAAGCAAAAGCAAAACCAAACAAAAAUAACCAAAUUUGAGGGCUCCAGUAACUGGAUUACUGGCUUAAUCAGAAAACCUCAUUUUAUUUGUGUCAGAGAAAGACUGUAUUCGCUGGUCACCAUUAGAGUCAGAACAUCUACUCUAGGUUAUUGUAAUAAAGUAUAUUGUUUAUUAAAUACUUCUUUAUAUAUUAAACCUUUGACUUUGUAAGAAAAUUGCUUUUGCCCAAAACAAAAGAUGUCUCAGGUUUGUUUCAUGGAUUAUCUGAAAGCUUUUAUGUCUCAGAACUUAGCCUUUACCUGUGAAAUAUUAUUAAUUGCCUUAAUAUUUCAUAUUAGAUCUAUAUUAGAUCAAAUAGUUACAUAGCAUUAUAUAUUAAUUUGUAUGCUUUUAGCUAUAAUACAGCUGUGAUGGAAAGGUAUUCUUUAGAUUUGUUUAACUCAUUUAUCAAGAUGAACUCUCUAACUUUUUCUUGCAUUUUAUCAUAUAUUCUUUUAACAUGUAUAUAGCAACUAUAAUACAUAGUUGCAACUGAAACAGAUUUGGGGACACAGCAUUAAUAUGUAACUUUUGUUCUUUAAUAUGCCAAAUUAAAAAAAUUCUGUAUCUAUAGUUACCUAUACACAAUUACCAAAACUGUAUCUGUAUUUACAGGACACCAUUACCAAAAUAAUAAAAGUCACUUUCAUAA
Molecule: messenger RNA, 5480 nt
Organism: Manis pentadactyla (Chinese pangolin)
Lineage: Eukaryota; Metazoa; Chordata; Mammalia; Pholidota; Manidae
Product: cytochrome P450 1B1
Exons: 3
Coding region: 645-2273 (542 amino acids)
Molecular function (GO): heme binding; iron ion binding; monooxygenase activity
Source: RefSeq, a predicted model, not a curated record